CCAGCGAGUUAGUGUCCAUCAUGUAAUUAGGACAUCGAAGAAAAUGGCGGCGGAUUUCAAGACUGCACAGCCAUUAGAAUAUUACAGGCAGUUUCUGAAGGAGGAUGUAAGGCCAGAUGGUCGUACACUCUUAGAGUUUAGAAAAACGAUUCUCAAUGUUGGUUCUAUAUCGACAGCCGAGGGAUCGGCUUUGGUUAAAGUUGGAAACACGACAGUUGUCUGUGGAGUCAAAGCAGAGUUUGCUGUGCCAAGUCAGGAUAAACCAAAACGUGGCUUCAUAGUUCCUAAUGUAGAUUUACCUCCUCUUUGUUCCUCCCGUUUUCGCCCGGGCCCUCCUGGUGAACAAGCACAAGUUUUGAGUCAAUUUGUGGCUGAUGUUAUCUCCAACUGUGAACCAGUCAAUCUGGAGGACUUGUGUAUUGUGGAGGGCAAGUUGUCAUGGGUCCUGUAUGUGGAUAUUAUGUGUCUUAGUUAUGAUGGAAAUAUAACAGAUGCAUGUCUCAUAGCUGCUAUUGCUGCCCUCUUAAACACACACCUUCAUUCAGUGACAAUAGAUGAAGAGACACAAACUCCACUACCAUCUGAAGAGAGAGAAGUUCUAUUGAACCUUAGGGCACAUCCAGUCUCUGCUACACUUGGUGUAUUUGAUGACACAGUAUUGUUUGCUGAUCCAACAGAUGAAGAGGAAAAUCUAGUGACUGGAAUUGUGACAGUAGUCAUCACAGAUGAUGAUAAAAUUGCAGCAGUUCAUAAACCAGGUGGAUCACCCCUAGUGGAUGAUAAACUACAGGAAUGCUUCAAAGUGGCAGUGAAAAGAGCAAAAGAAGUCAGAGAUCUUGUACAAACAGCUUGUAUAAAUGUUGACAGAUGAUGCGACAU
Molecule: messenger RNA, 879 nt
Organism: Pocillopora damicornis (cauliflower coral)
Lineage: Eukaryota; Metazoa; Cnidaria; Anthozoa; Scleractinia; Pocilloporidae
Product: exosome complex component RRP43
Biological process (GO): nuclear polyadenylation-dependent rRNA catabolic process; nuclear mRNA surveillance; exonucleolytic trimming to generate mature 3'-end of 5.8S rRNA from tricistronic rRNA transcript (SSU-rRNA, 5.8S rRNA, LSU-rRNA)
Cellular component (GO): nuclear exosome (RNase complex); cytoplasmic exosome (RNase complex)
Molecular function (GO): mRNA 3'-UTR AU-rich region binding
Source: RefSeq, a predicted model, not a curated record